GCAUGCUUUUCGGCGGGCGGACGAGCGUGAAAACGGCCCUGUGUCGUGUUAUUAGAGGGAGCAGGUCAGACACGGUGCAGCUUACUGAUUCAUGUAAUGUACUCUUAAAACUACAGCUCUGAAAAUAACACAUCAUACCUCUCGUUUGAUAGAAAACACACCCUGCUGAGUUAUUAUUAUUAAAACCAAGAGGACAAACAUGAGCGGAGGAGGAACACCGUACAUUGGCAGCAAAAUUAGCCUCAUCUCCAAGGCCGAGAUUCGCUACGAAGGAAUUUUGUACACAAUUGACACUGAAAACUCGACAGUAGCUCUUGCUAAAGUUCGCUCUUUUGGCACUGAAGACAGGCCCACUGAACGGCCUAUUCCACCUCGGGAGGAAGUUUUUGAGUAUAUCAUCUUUAGAGGGAGUGAUAUAAAAGACCUGACAGUCUGUGAGCCACCCAAAGCCACUAGCUCCCUGCCUCAGGACCCUGCCAUCGUUCAAUCAUCAAUUGGAUCCAGCAAUGCUGCUUCAGCAUCAUCAUUCCAGUCUGCUGCGUCCUAUGCUCCGUUCAGCAGGGCCCCUGUCCCACCAUACAGCCAGUUUGGUGUUACACCCCUUGCAGCUCAGCAGUUUGGAUCUGCUGGAGUAGCAGGACGCACUAGUCCUCAGCUGGACUCUCUAACAAAAAGUUCCACCCAGAAGCAGGCAGUGCAGGCCCCUGCAUCAGCUGCCCCGGCCCCACCUGCACCUGUAGGACAGAGGAGUCAGACCUCAGCAGCAGCUCCCAGACCCACCAGCACCUCCACUGGCAACCAGAAACCUCCAGACCUCCUGGAGCCGAGAAAAGCUCCAGAGACUCAGAAAGUGUCACAGUCAGAUCAUGAACAAGGUGCUGUUGAAAACCGGGACCCCAACAGGCAUCAAGCUGCUGGUGCUCAGUUCAUCCGCCGCGGCCGUGGAAGAGGAAACCGCAGCAGAGGCAGAGUAAAUGUGCGCAGGGAUGGCACCAUGAAGUUUGAAGAAGACUUUGACUUUGAGACUGCCAACGCACAGUUCCACAAAGAUGAGAUUGACAAAGAGCUUCAGACCAAGCUCAAACUGAAAGAUGACAAGACUGAGAAGGCAGUGAAUGGUGAAGAAACAACUGACUCAGAACAUCCAGCUAAUGAGGGGACCACUGAGGAAGAAGAGGCUGUGAUAAACACAUGUUACUAUGACAAGUCCAAGUCCUUCUUUGAUAAUCUGUCCUGUAAUGAUUCAAGCAAAGCGGGUGAAAGAGGAUUUUCAAAGGAGCGAAGGCCGACCUGGGCAGAGGAGAGACGAAUGAAUUCUGAGACGUUCGGCAUCCCUCUGCGGCACAAUCGAGGAAGAGGAGGCUUCCGUGGCCGAGGCUUCAUGGGGCCUCGCGGAGGCCGAGGACGACCGUCUAGCAGAGGCUCCUUUGGACCACCUCGUGGUGCCCCGCCUGGUUUCAGAGGCGGAUUCAGAGGUGGCAGAGGAGGCCGGGAUUUCUCUGAUUUUGAAUACGGGAAGGACAACAAGGUGGCUGCAUAGUACUGCAGCAAGGGAUCCACAAAGAGUUGUAGCCCCUCAUCAUGAAAUUACUCCAGUUCAAGAACAUUUCUUUGGCCUCAAAAUUUGACAGAAAGAAUGAAGACAUGCUCUCAGUCAGCAGCACCAGGGUUGACUGCUCAGCAUCAGGGGGUGAGAGUGCAGCUCCCUCUCUCCACUUUGAGAAUGAUGAUUUUUUUGUUUUGUUUUGUUUUUUUGCCCCAGAUUUUUUGUUUGAUAAACAGCCACCAGAUGGACAAGAACUUGUAAAUACCUUGCUUUGGAGUAAUUCUGUAUUUUUGCAUCAAUCAAGUUAAUUUCUUACUGAAGUUGUCUUUGAUAUUGAAAGCUGUAUGCAGAGAGCCCACUGAUACUGUGAGUGGAUCACAGUUCAUGUGAUCAAUAGCUUUAUUUUUUAUUUGAUUUCAUCUUUUUGAUAUUAUGAUGUAUAGGCACCAAAAUUCACUGCAUUGCCUGUUGCACCGUACUUUCUCCCUGCGCAGACGUACGUAGUUUGUUUGCCAUGCAUUCAGUAGUUUAACUCAGUUUACAGGAAAGUUUUGUUUUUUUGUUAACAUCCAUUAAUUCUUAAUGUAGUUGUGAGAUCAAAACCAGCUGAAAGAAAUGUAAUUUGAAUCGAAAAUUAUAAUGAAUGUAUGUCCAACUCAUUUUCUACUUUGUUCUCCCCACUAAACUGUGGCUUGCCAGACACUCGUUUCUAGUUCUCAGAAAUGUAAAAUCAGUAUUUAGACUUGUUGGAUCAUAUCUUCACCCCUCAAAUGUCACCUGUUAAAUGAAUUAUGUUUCUGCUUCAGGUUUGUUGCUGGACUUCUGCAAGCCUGUUUUUUUUUUUUUUUAACCUAAUACAAGCUAUCAGUAGGAGCCAGUCUCUUGAUUUAUGUAUGGGUUUUACAGCAUUAGCUUUAGGAAUAUGUGUUGACUGUAGAUUUUUAUGUAGGUAGCUAAACAAAGAGCAAUCCCAUGAUUUGUUUCUGUGAAAGAGGAACAUCCAUUAAUAGUGCAGUCUGUAGAAGUUGUCAGGAAAGAAAAGACUUGAAUUUAUUUAGACAAAAUGCUCCCCUUUAGUAAUUAUUAUUUUUGCCAAAAUGAAUACACGAGCAUUUCGUUGAGCUAAAAUAAUUGAAAGCCAAUAAGCACAUAUGUUUACACCAUUUCAGUACCUCUCCCUUUUCUAGGUCAAAAACAUACUGAGCCAUCCGUUAAAAUAAUUUUUUUUUUUUGUUAUCGCCCUUCUUUGAAUUGGCUUACAGUUGUGUCAUAUAAAAAAAUGUUCCCGUUGUGUCUAUAGUCAGCUGUUUCCACUGAAACUAAGAAUUUACCUGUGUUGUAAGGAUUGUUUGUGGGAAAUAGUGAAAAUUGACUAAAUGAUGUCUGAAAGCAUAUGUUCAAUGGUAGCAUUUCUGAUCAGCCCUCUGACUUGUGUGUAGCUCCUCUUCUUGCAUUGUUGUCAAUGUUAUUUGUUCUCUGGAGGGAAUUUAUUGUUUAAACCAACUUGAGUGAACAAAGGGACAAGAACUGGAUGUGGUGUCAGUGUGUUCGGGGGAGAUGGGAUUUUUUUUUUUUUUUUUCUUUUUGGUUCUGAUUUGUUCGGACUUUAGGGAGUGCCUUCAGUGUGGGGAAUUUUUUACAGCUCUCCCUUUAACUUAAAGGUUACCUUUUGACAAAAGUAUUGAUAGCACUACAAAGUGAAACUAGAUCCUUCUCAGUAGCUGUGGUUGUUUAGAACAAGCAGCCCAGUUGAAAAUUGUGCUGUUUAACUGGAUAUUGCACAGAUUGCUGAUCACUGCAUGAUAGCCGUAGGAACCAUCACUUUAUAUGGGCUUUCGCAAUAACCAGUGAGAUUGAAAUUGCAACUAGAGUAUUACUGAACUAUUAAAAACUGACCUGUUUUCAUAUGUUUGUUACUCCUUCCAGUCACUGGAAUUGUAAACUGGGAAUCGUUUUCUUGAAUAUCAGCAAAAUUGAGUUUUUACAUAAGAUAAAGAGUUGUACAAUA
Messenger RNA from Thunnus maccoyii (southern bluefin tuna), 3554 nucleotides. It is a transcript of the gene lsm14ab, whose product is annotated as LSM14A mRNA processing body assembly factor b. Gene Ontology annotation, molecular function: mRNA binding. Gene Ontology annotation, biological process: cytoplasmic stress granule assembly; P-body assembly. Gene Ontology annotation, cellular component: P-body. Lineage: Eukaryota; Metazoa; Chordata; Actinopteri; Scombriformes; Scombridae. The transcript has 10 exons. Bases 200 to 1540 code for a protein of 446 amino acids. The record is from RefSeq and is a predicted model, not a curated record.